Morus notabilis is the source of this 1218-nucleotide messenger RNA. Its product is annotated as short-chain dehydrogenase TIC 32, chloroplastic. The record is from RefSeq and is a predicted model, not a curated record. NCBI's taxonomy places the organism in Eukaryota, Viridiplantae, Streptophyta, Magnoliopsida, Rosales, Moraceae. Bases 32 to 1024 code for a protein of 330 amino acids. The transcript is spliced from 8 exons.
UUUCUAGGAUUCUAAGUUGGUAAAUAUCGCCAUGAAAGAAACACUAAGAUACUUGGCAGGAAUUGCAGGUCCAAGUGGUUACGGCUCAAAAUCGACCGCCGAGCAAGUCACCGUGAAUUGUUGCGCGUCACUCCCGGCACAACUGACGGCAAUAGUCACCGGAGGCACAUCAGGGAUUGGAGCUGAGACAGUUAGGGUGUUAGCAAAGAGGGGAGUGAGAGUAGUGAUUCCUGCAAGGGACUUGAUAAGGGCAGCUCAAGUGAAGGAGGGAAUUCAAAGGGAGACUCCAAAUGCUGAGGUCAUUGUCUUGGAGAUUGAUCUUAGCUCAUUAAUCUCUGUUAGGAGAUUCUGCUCGGAGUUCCUUGCUCUCGGACUACCCCUCAACAUUCUCAUAAAUAAUGCUGGCAUGUUCUCACAGACGUUGGAGUACUCUGAAGACAAAAUUGAGAUGACAUUUGCCACAAAUUACUUGGGACAUUACCUUUUAACGGAAAUGCUGUUGGAAAAGAUGGUGGAAACGGCAGCUAAAACAGGUAUCCAAGGAAGAAUAAUCAAUGUCUCAUCCAUGAUACAUAGCUGGGUGAAAAGAGAAUCCUUCUGCUUCAGUGAAUUGCUCAAUCCAAAAAAUUAUAAUGGAACUCACGCAUAUGCGCAGUCGAAGUUGGCUAGCAUAUUGCAUGUCAAGGAAAUGGCAAGACAACUUAAGGCAAGAAAUGCAAGAGUAACCAUCAAUGCAGUACACCCAGGAAUCGUGAAGACUGGAAUAAUCAGAGCUCACAAGAGCUUUAUCACAGAUUCUGUGUUUUUCGUCGCUUCGAAGUUGUUAAAGUCAGUAUCUCAGGGCGCAUCAACCACAUGCUACGUUGCUUUGAGCCAGCAAAUGGAAGGUGUAAGUGGGAAAUACUUUGCAGACUGCAACGAGAGUGACUGUUCAGCUCUAGCAAAUGAUGAAGCAGAAGCACAAAAGUUGCGGAAGCAGACUCGUGCACUUUUACACAGACGACUAUGCUAUCCAGCAGCAUAGUAGUAGACCUGCAGACUUUCAGAACCAUCGUGUAUAUAAGCUCAUUCAUGUAAUAUGUCGAAUGGCAUUGCAGAAGCCUUUUUAAAAGAUCAAAGUACAUGCCAAUAAAGGGACACAAAAUUUUCCCCCUACUCAUCAUCCCAAGGUUGUAUUACUUCACUUUAUGCUAAUAUAAUAAAGUAUACAACUUUUUU